Molecule: messenger RNA, 726 nt
Organism: Penicillium argentinense
Lineage: Eukaryota; Fungi; Ascomycota; Eurotiomycetes; Eurotiales; Aspergillaceae
Exons: 1
Coding region: 1-726 (241 amino acids)
Source: RefSeq, a predicted model, not a curated record
AUGAAGUCACCCUACAUUCUGUUCACUUCGCUUUGCGCCAAUAUCGCGUUCGUCGGUGCAUUGCCUGCCGACAAGGCCGUGCUUCUCCUGAAUGAUGGCUCUGCCAGAACCAUCGACAAGAAAGAUCUCAGUGCCAACCUACCUGGCGUGUCUCUCUCGCCACCUACCAACUCGCUUCCGCAAGUCUUGGAAACUGGGAGCAUCGACUCUCUUCCCACAAGACAUUUGAGCAAGCGCUCUGGUGCUCAAUUUAUCAUUCCCCUUCCUGAUGAGCAAUUUCUCGGCUGGGACAUCCCAAUGUCUACUAUCGUCCAUGCCAACGAGGCUGAUGCUACUGUCGCUAUGGCACAAGGCCAAUUCAUCGCGAACAGUAUCUCUGUCGGCACCUCAUUUACGGCUACAGUCGAGAAGUUCCUACAAAUCGGCACCACCAUCAACUACCAGUGGACUGAGACGGCCACUCUCACCGGCACGGUCACAAUGACGAUCCCCAAAAACAAAUGGGGCGCCAUUAUCAGCAAUCCCUUGACCUAUCGCAAGAGCGGUUACGUUUUCAGUGGACAACCUGGCAAUGGGCAGUAUGAACAUUUCCAGGCAGAUUCUUUCACACAGGAUACAUACUCCUAUGGACAGAAUUCCCUGUCUUGGGUUAAGGGCGUGGUUACAACUUGUCUGGGAGAUUCUUAUCCUUUGAAGCGUUGCCUCGGGGAGGGUGAAAUGGAAUAG